This is a messenger RNA of Aspergillus affinis, 843 nucleotides long. RefSeq lists its product as uncharacterized. Bases 1 to 843 code for a protein of 280 amino acids. The record is from RefSeq and is a predicted model, not a curated record. The transcript is spliced from 2 exons. NCBI's taxonomy places the organism in Eukaryota, Fungi, Ascomycota, Eurotiomycetes, Eurotiales, Aspergillaceae.
AUGGUGAUUGAACUCACUGCCCGAGAGUUAAUAUAUUCUGCGAUCCCUGAACUCCUCACCGCACCUGGCUCAACAACAACAGACACAACUCACAAAUUGGAAUUCAAGGGGACACCCGUGCGUUGGAAAUCUUUAGAGGAAGAUGUUCGUACAGUAACAGUAUCAGAUGGUGUGCAUUGGCACCACUUUCCCUCUAUUAUUGCAUAUGAACCCUCAGCACAACAUGCCGGGCCACAUCACACAUGCUGCGAACAGCUGUACUGCGGAGACGAACACAGCGUUGUUGCUCGGUUCGGCCAGAAUGUGAGCCAUGCUAUGACUGCUGUCUUUCGCACUUUGAAUUUUCCUGGUACAUUUGGAGAUUUCAAAUCAUGCGUGGUAGCCGAUCUCCUGGGCAUGGUUCCCGAUAUUGUGAACGAUUCAAGUCAGAUGGCCGUGUCUCUCCGCGAAUGCUUCCUUUUCCUCGGCUGGAUUAUCCAGGCCGGACACUACCUUUACAACAACAAGAUGUCCAAAGAUAGGUGGACAUGUUCAAUGGGUGGUAAAUUCACGGACGCGGAUCAGAUCUCCCUUGAUGACUCCUCUGAUUGCUCUGGUUCCUCUGGACAAGGGUCUUCAUCGAAAAGACCAUCUCGCGCGUCGACCCCAACUCACCAUGCUCCUUCAAAACAGCCGUCUCGCACGUCUGCUUCAACCCACCAUGCUUAUUCGCAACAUACCUCUUACACGUCGGUUCCAGCCUACCAGGCUCCAUCGACUACUCAAACCGCCCAAAGAGUGACUCGGUCCCAAUCUCGGGCACGCCAUCAGCAGGAUCUGCACGAUCCACACCGGCAGCAAUAG